Molecule: messenger RNA, 1197 nt
Organism: Dermacentor silvarum
Lineage: Eukaryota; Metazoa; Arthropoda; Arachnida; Ixodida; Ixodidae
Exons: 5
Coding region: 1-1119 (372 amino acids)
Source: RefSeq, a predicted model, not a curated record
AUGGGCAAAGGGAAUGUGGGCCAGCGCUUAGCCCUCAGGAAUUUUGCGACUAAAAUUGAAGGCUACGUGUGCAAGUGGCGGGGUUUUCUCCUCCUUGCCUGGAUGUCGUCGCGGCCGCACGCCGCCUUGGGCGGCGCGCUCGACGACGCGAUACGCAAGGGCACCUGGACGGAGUUGCCUUUCUACCGGCUGGAAACAUCGCAAGGAGUGCUCACUGAGGACUCCUUGUCGAAUUUCACCUGCAUCGCGGUCACUGGCGGAGACGUCAGUUUCUCUUGGUUCCUCGACAGACAGCCGGUCGAUGAGGCAUUCACGAGCGAACCUCUCCGUGUCCCAAUCCUUUUCAUGGGCGUCGACUUGCACGUGAGCUUCGUCAGCCUGAACGGGUCCCUGCUUUCGCCAGGCGAGCGCACCAACGUCACGUGCCGCGUCCAGCUUCUGCGUCGCGUUCCCGCCGCUUUCCACCUGUCCACCAGCGUUCGGGCUGGCGUCGAGCGGAUGCACAGCGGCUUCGGCGACCAGUGCCGGGCUCCCAGCCAGUCCUCGGUACGCGUCGCCGCCAGGGCCUGCGUUGGCGAAGCCACCGUGUGCAACUCGCGGCCCGCUGGGGACGGCCUGUGCGUGUGCGACCCGCACCGGGCGGUGCGCCAUGACGAGCUGCGCGCCUGCGUGCUGCUGAAGAAGCUGGGAGAGUCGUGCCUCGUCGACGAGCACUGCGACGCGCGCAACCAGCGCUGCCACCAUAACCACUGCGUCUGCCAGGAGUCGUACGAGCACCGCGAGCACACAUGCACCCAGAAUGCCUCUCUGAACGGCAUCUGCGACGCCUUCCGACUAUGCCCAGAGCGAACCGCCUGCACGGACAACCUGUGCAAGUGCGCCAAGGGCUAUUACAACUGGGGAGGCAAGUGCCAAAAACGCCUGCUGUCCGAGAGCCAGGGCAAAGCGGCUGUCGUGGGCAUUCUGGUGGUGUCCACUUUCCUAGUGGUGUUGGCCCUGGCAAUACUGGCACUGUACUUCUACCGCCAUUCGUACCGGCCCUCGCUCAUGGUCGAACGCACGAACAGCUCGUGGGAUUUUUUUCCCACCGCCACGACCAUCAAGAAAGACUCGCUCUGAUAACAAACUCCCGUGACAACAGUGUUCUUGACACAGAACUUCGUAUUUGAUUUGUUACUUCCAGUGUGCCAAAGCAUU